Molecule: messenger RNA, 824 nt
Organism: Cucumis sativus (cucumber)
Lineage: Eukaryota; Viridiplantae; Streptophyta; Magnoliopsida; Cucurbitales; Cucurbitaceae
Product: G patch domain and ankyrin repeat-containing protein 1 homolog
Exons: 5
Coding region: 248-628 (126 amino acids)
Molecular function (GO): nucleic acid binding
Source: RefSeq, a predicted model, not a curated record
UCGGUUUGUCAUAACAAAGGCGGAAUAGAGAGAACUUACUACCUCAAUGGAAAGUCGCCAUUUUUGCAAGGUGUCAUCCGUUCUUCAGAAUCAAGAAACAAAAAAAAAGUUAAAAACUCCACACGCUAGGGCUUAGGCGAAAGUGCGAAAGUUCUACAAAUUUCGAAUUGGGUUCGGUCUUUGUAAACAAAAUAGUCGUCUAAGAAUUAUCUUAAGAUUACCCACAAGUCCUUUUUCAGGAGGAAGAAUGGAUUUGGAGUCGGGCCCAGGGGGUUCUGUUUCUGCUGCAGCCAUUGAUUCUUCGAACAUAGGGUUUCGGCUUUUGAAGAAGCAUGGUUGGAGGGAAGGGACGGGCCUUGGAGUUUCUGAGCAGGGUAGACUGGAACCCGUACAGGCGUCUGUGAAGAAUAAUAAACGAGGCUUGGGAGCAGAUAAAGUGAAGAAGAAAAUUAAAGAAACUACAGAUAAUGCAACCUCAGAUAGAAAAAAUAACCAGGAACGUCCUCCUCCAAAGAAAGCGAAGGGGCUAACGAAAAGGAUGAGGAAGAUGCAAGAGGAAGAGAGGCUAUUUCAGGAGAAGGAAUUUGAACAAGCAUUUUUUAGGGAAUUUUGGCCAGAAAAUGUUUGAUACAUUAACUCUACAUAUCAUCAUUGUUAAGUAAAUUCAGAUUCUUUGUCAAAAGCCUUUGCAGUCACCAAGUAGAGUUUGUAAAUAUGAUUACACCAAACAAUGUUGUAAAAUUUAAUUAUACCCUUUUUGAGCCUCAACAGCAUGUUUCAUGAUUACAAUUUAAUUGUUUUAAAAGAUUAUAACCUUUUUUUUC